UAUCGUUAAUGUUUUCCUCUCGCCAUUUCUUAAAAAUAACCGCCACCCAGCAUAACAAAACUAAGUAAUAGACCCAAAAUACUCCUCAAAGUUAAAGGCCUACACUACGCUUGCUCAUGCACGAGUGAGGAAGCGUUAUUAAUGAUAACCACCACCUGGCAUAGUAGACAAUGAAGAGAAAUGCUCAAAAUAAUCCCCAACAUAGACGAGUCACAGUGAUUGCUCCUCCUGCCAGUUAUUGCAUAUUCGACCGGUUCCUUGCUAACGUACACAUAUUCAAUAGUUGUUCAAAAUAAUUGCCACUUUGCACAUUAGAAAUUAAUUUAAAAAGGCCUCAAAACUCGUGGGGCGCUUGUUCUUGCAGAGGCACAUGUACAGUACGUGCAUAACAUAGACAAAUCAAAUGCCAUUCCUCCGUCCGCCAGUUAUUAAUGAUAACUGACGCCUUGCAUAAGUAAAUUACAUUGUAGGCUUGUUCAUACACGAGUUUAUUAGUGUGCACGACAUAAACAAAUCGUAUAAAUAAUGUGUGAAUCAUGCAUAUGGGCCAGUUAUUAUUAAUAACCGCCACCUUGGAUAGUAGAAGUAAAUAAAAAAAGAGUCAAUCUAAGCCACACAUAUACUGUAGGUCAAGGUUGUCAAACUCAGUUUAGCUUAGGGGCCACAUGGAGGAAAAUGUAUUUACUUUUGACCUAGCAGAUUUGGUCACAUUUUCAGCAGACCCAUAAUAAAUUCCUAAAAGAACCAAACUUCAUGAAUGUUUUUUGUGACAAGCAAGUAUGUGCUCCAAUCGCUCUAUCACAAAAAAAUAAGAGUUGUAGAAAUUAUUGGAAACCCAAGACAGCCAUGACAUUAUGUUCUUUACAAGUGUAUGUAAACUUUUGACCAUGACUGUAUGUAGCAUUAUAUACAACAAAACUUAAGAAUUUGGACUCCUUUUAUUCAUCACACAUGAACUCAGAAGGGGAUACUAAUUAUUUCAGCAAAUGUAUGUGUGCCCAGUAAUUAUGUGCCCACUUAUAAUUACAACAUGAACUGUACAGAUGAUCAAAAGUAUUUAUUUGGGUAUAAAUGUCACAGGUUACAUUACCAACAACCUCUUUGACAAUCAAGGCAUGAAGCUGUACGCUUUUGCAGAAUGGACUCUGAUAUUAAAGGCCUACUGAAAGCCACUACUACCGACCACGCAGUCUGAUAGUUUAUAUAUCAAUGAUGAAAUCUUAACAUUGCAACACAUGCCAAUACGGCCGGGUUAACUUAUAAAAUGCAAUUUUAAAUUUCACGGGAAACUUCCGGUUGAAAACGUCUAUAUAUGAUGACGUUUGCGCGUGAUGUCAAUGGUUGAAAUGGAAGUAUUCGGACACAUUGUAUCUCAAUACAAACAGCUCUGUUUUCAUCGCACAAUUCCACAGUAUUCUGGACAUCUGUGUUGGUGAAUCUUUUGCAAUUUCUUUAUGAACAAUGGAGACUGCAAAGAAGAAAGUUGUAGGUGGGAUCGGUGUAUUAGCGGCUGGCUGCAGCAACACAACCAGGAGGACUUUGAGGAUAGCAGACGCACUAUCCAACGCUAGCCGCCGACCGCAUCGAUGAUCGGGUGAAGUCCUUCGUCGCGCCGUCGAUCGCUGGAACGCAGUGAUGGAGGAGCUCCGGCAGCAGCUGGAGAAGCAAUGUCUCAUCAACCAGGAGCUGCAGAGGCAGAAUAAAGACUUGGAGCAACGUCUGCAGGAGAAGGAGAAACUUCUACAGGAGCUCCACAGUCAAUAUCACAACCUGGAGUUUCCGCCUCAGCGGGACAACGACGUCGAACCGGAGGUCAGGAAGAGUCGCGCUGCUGUCAUCGCACCAGAACCCAUCCCAGAGACGGUGGACAUCAGGAAGUCCAGGGUGAAGAAAACUUCCAGUGAGACGGGUUUGAUCGUCAAAGCCAUCCAGAAAAACGACUUCCUGAGCCGCCUGGAUGACGAGCAAAUAGCCAUGAUGGUGGAUCUCCUGGAGACCAUUAACAUCAGCCGUGGCGGCGAAGUCAUCAAAGAAGGCUCUGAAGGGGACAGCAUGUACAUGGUAGCAGCUGGCGAGCUCAUUGUCACCCAGUCAGGUCGUGUCCUCCGGACCCUAACCAGCGGUGACAUCUUUGGAGAGCUGGCCAUCCUUUACAACUGCAAACGAACCGCCACAGUCAAAGCAAAGACAGAAGUGCGUCUGUGGUGCAUGGAGAGACAGAACUACAGGACCAUCAUCACCAACAAAUCCAAGAAGAAACGGGAGGAGCUUAUGGGCUUCCUGAAGACGUCUCGCACUCUGAAGGACCUAAAUGAUGUCCAGUUGUCCAAAAUCAUCGACUCAAUGGAAGAGGUGAAGUACCAGGACAAAGAUGUUAUCGUUCGAGAGGGAGCGGAAGGAAACACCUUCUACAUUAUCCUCAAAGGCGAGGUCCUCGUGACUAAGAACGUGAACGGACAUCAGAAGCAGAUUCGUAGGAUGGGGAAAGGGGAGCAUUUCGGGGAACAGGCCCUUAUACGUGAAGUGUUGAGAACAGCCACCUGCGCAGCUGAGGGCCCCGUGACCUGCUUCUCCAUCGACAAGGAGGUGUUUGAAGAGACAAUCCCAGUGGAGCAGUUGGAGUUGUUUGAUGACUCCAAGAUGCUCCAGGAGGCCAAAGCUCCUGCAAAGUCCAGUCCCAGCUCCACCCUGAGGUUUAAGGACCUGGUUCCUGUCCUGUACCAGGAGGGUCGCUAUCAAGGGGAUCCGGUCACCCUCGGCGUAGGAGGCUUCGGCCGCGUUGAGCUGAUGACCACGUUGAAUUAUGGGAAGUACUACGCCAUAAAGAGGGUGAGUAAGAAGCACAUAGUUGCCAAGAGACAGGAGGAGCACAUGCUGCUUGAGAAGAAGAUCCUUAAAGCCGUCCAGUGCGACUUCAUUGUCAGACUUCAUGCAGCCUUUAAGGACACACGUUACAUCUAUAUGGUGAUGGACUUCUGUGGGGGCGGCGAGAUCUGGACAAAACUUAAAGAAGUUGGGCGUUUUGACGAGCAGAUCGCCAUCUUUUGCACCUCCUGCGUGGUGGAGGCCUACGCCUACCUCCACAAGAAAAGCAUCAUGUACAGAGACCUAAAGCCAGAGAACCUGAUGUUGGACGUGCGUGGCUACGUCAAACUGGUGGACUUUGGUUUUGCCAAAGAGUUGGUGCGUGGAGAGAAGACGUACUCAUUCGUUGGUACUCCUGAAUACAUGGCGCCGGAGAUCAUCAAGAACCAGGGACAUGACUUUGCUGUUGACUUUUGGUCGCUUGGCAUCCUCAUCUAUGAGCUCCUGGUGGGAAGCCCUCCCUUUUCGAGCUCGGAGCCUCAGAAGAUUUACUCCAAGAUUCUGGAUGGCGUGCUGAGUUAUCCUCCAUACUUAAGUGAAGCAGCCAAGUCCAUUAUUAGCAAGCUGUGCAGACCCCGGCCAGGCCAGAGGUUAGGAAACACUAAGAAUGGCAUCAAAGAUGUCCGAAGUCACAGGUGGUUUGGUAACAUGAACUGGCACAAGCUGCGUAUGGCUCAGCUGGACGCUCCCACGGUCCGCCUCAUACGCAAGGGCCCCUGCUACAUCAAUUUUGAUCGCUUCCCUCAAGAUCAGACCAAGGCAGACGAGGAGUUUUCCGGUUGGGACCGUAACUUCUAAGCUGUAUGACGCUGCCCAAAAACAAACAAACUGAAUUAUUGAGGAAGUUCGGCAACCAAAACAAGAUGAUAAAACACCAUGGCGCUGAAAGAAAACUCAGGAAAACCCAACUUGCAUUCUCAAAGGGGGUCUUUUUAGACCGACCAAUGACUUUCAUGUUGACAAUUUUCAUGAUAAUCCACCCCAGUCACCAGCUCAAAUUAAAAACAAUUCUAACCAAAAAAUAUAAAAACAACAUUUGCGAGCUCAUAUUAGCUUUGGUAGUUGGAAAAAACAGAUUAAACCUAAAAAAUAUCUAUAUUUCGACUGAAAAUAUGAUAUAUUAUAUUUUUUCUUAUUGCAAUGCAAUUAUCCAAGGACUAAUUUAGUCUAUACAAAAUCAACAUUUAUUUUAUAAUUUAAACAAUUUUCUUAUUAUUUUUAAUAGGCACUGAAAUAAGUCAAUGAUUGGAAGCAUAGAUUAAAACAUCAAAUUAAAACUCACACUCAAAAACUGCUGUAAAUGUACAAUAACAUAUAUAAAAUAAAUACAUAAAUAUAUAUUUACAUAAAUAUGUUUUAUUUAUUAUUAGCAUUAGUAUUAUUAUUAGUAGUAGUAGUAUUUCAGUAGCAGGACAUCACUGCAGACAAGAGCACAAGUUGAGAAAUAUUGAUGCAUGCUUAGAAUGGGAAAGAGUAGCACCAUCUAGUGGACAGACCAAAAUAAGAAUGAGAGUAGUCUAAAGAAAGUUUUAUAAAGUUUUUUUGUUUUUUUUUAUCUCAAGGAUCAAAUGUGUUGUAUUUUGGAUGUAGAUUUGUAAUUUUAGGCUUAUUUACAAAUCCGUGUAUCAUUCGUUCGUUUGUUUUUACAUUUGAAACCAACAUUUUUAUGUAAUUUUUUUUUUUGUAGCAAAUCAAAUAAUUAAUAAUGUUUGUUUUUAUUGAUAUACAUAUAUAGUAUUAAUUUGGUCAAAUUUGAAGACGAUGAAAAACAAGCGUAUAAAUAAUUUUUUGUAAAUCCAUGUGAGUUUGCCUUGAAUUAUUUUUCCAAAGACAAGGUUUUAAAACCCCCGCCUGGGGACUCAUCAAUUGUGUGUGAAAAUGAUGUCAUCGCUCAUUGACAAUCCUGUCCGCCAGACCUAAAAAAGUCAUAAACUAAUACGAGUUGUUGUCCUGCUUUGUAGUAAUCAAAGUAAAACAAAGAAGAGAUUUUACAGAACAGAGUGCAAUACAGUCGUCUCUCACCAUGUCGUUCUUCAAAUGUUGCAGCUUCACCAUAUUGCUGAUUUUUUUUAGAUAUUGUAAACACUUUUUAAAGCAUAUUCUAAAACAUUUUGGUCCUAAAUGAAGCAGUUUCAAGCAUAAAAAUGACUAAAUCAACAAAAAAUAUCCACACUGCUGUAAAAUGUGCCAACAAGAGGAGACCAAACCAAUCAGAGUGUGCUGUUCAGUACCGUGGCCACUGAUUGGCUCAGCCUUACUGUAUUGGAUUGAAAGAGUGCAAAGGUGUUAUUUCAUGUCUAGAGGGCUCUCAUAAUGUUGAAAAAUAUAUUCAGAAGGUUGUAAACAUCUUUUUUUAUGCUUUAGCUAUGAAAAUAUUUUAUUUAUAAUAAAUGAUUCCCACCUACAUUUAUUGUGGUCAUGUCCGGAAGUGAUAAACGAGGGACGACUGGAGUGUACUAAUAUUUUUCCAACAAUGACUGUACUCCUGUCAUGACUUUAGUCACACCAUAAAUUGAUUGAGAUUUGAUUGAAGUUAGGUU
This is a messenger RNA of Entelurus aequoreus (snake pipefish), 5405 nucleotides long. RefSeq names its product protein kinase cGMP-dependent 3 (gene prkg3). Gene Ontology annotation, biological process: protein phosphorylation. NCBI's taxonomy places the organism in Eukaryota, Metazoa, Chordata, Actinopteri, Syngnathiformes, Syngnathidae. Gene Ontology annotation, molecular function: cGMP-dependent protein kinase activity; ATP binding. The transcript has 22 exons. The record is from RefSeq and is a predicted model, not a curated record. The coding region runs from base 1636 to 3663 and encodes 675 amino acids.